UCCGAUGGUGACGCGCUACGGCGAAUCUACGGCACGCCACUUGUGACCAAGAUCAUCACAAGCGGAGGAGGACGGCUCCCCCCAUCCGAUAGCCCUAGAGCAGAUGAGCUGAUUCAUUUUAUGGGAACUGUGCUUAGCACCAUCUUCAUUAAGGAUGGAUGUUGAAAAAAAUCAGAAGAAUUAUGAAGGUGAUGAGAGUGUAGAAAACAAAUUAGUACAAGAAGCUGCUAAAAAUGUUUUAGCUGAAAAAGCUCACAGUGAGAGUUUCUCUACCUCUGAAAUAAGCACAUUUUCAACUGAAGAACAGAAAAACCCAGGGAAAAAGGUGGAAGAGAAUGGCGCAUCCAAACGGCAAUUAUCCAGAUCAGUUCACGAAGACCUUACUGAAACAAAUGUGCUUGAAAAUGAACCUGUCCCCAAAAAAUUAAAGUUGAUGGCCUCAAAACAUGCUGGAGAUACUGAAGCCAAACCAGUUACUCCUACAAAGUGUGAAGAUGUUGAAGGAAUAGGUAAAACAACAGGUGAAACUAUGGAAGGGGUAGCUAUAAAUGCCUGUCCCAGUAGUGCAGCAUUUAUUUCAGAUGCUUUAUGUGUGCAGCAUGAUUGUACGCCUGAACGUGAUAAUACAGUAAAGGAAUUACAUGCGAAGAGUGAACAUUCCCAAGGUGAUCCAGUGCGUCUUCCAGAAUGCACACCAUCUUUUCUAGGUGAUGAAACCAGUGUGACCAGUAGUAAUGAACAUGUUUCAAAGUGCAAACCCUGUGAUGAGACCUUUUCUACUGAUCCUGAUUUGGAAAAGCAUAUUGAGGAAAGCCACCUUAAAGAAUCCAAAGAGCAUGUGAACCCACAUUGUACAAAUAAAAUAGAACACAGCCCAUCUUUGCACAUGCAUGUCAAGCAGACUUCUGGACAUCUUAGAUAUUUCUGUGAUCUUUGUGGCUUUCAGUCUUUUGAAGAAGAUCACCUGCGUGCACAUUUUCUUGGCAAAACACACCUCCGGCGGCAAAACCUUGCUGCCCGUGGAGGAUUUGUAAAGAUAUUAACAAAAAAACCCUUUCAUAAAAGACAGCAAUUUUCAGUCAAAGAAAAGAAUGUGAGAACAAAAUCUGCACUUAACAAACCAAAAACAAAAAGUGCCAUUUUGAAUCAACUCAGGCUUUCAAGUAAUACGUUGAAGAACUUGAAAGAAAACUGCCAGCUUUUUGUUGAAAGGAUACCAUCAAAAAAUAUCUCCACAGAGGUAGCUGAGAACAUUACCAGUGAAGAAGCAUCUCUCUGCAAUGUGGGUGGAAACGGUGAAGCUCAGCCUAAAAAGCUAGAUGUUUUAGGAUCUUCCGAAUGCAAUCCAGAAGUAUUGGAACCUGCUAAAAGUAGCCAAGAGACAGUAAGCACUGUAUAUACCACAGAGACAUUUGAUAAGUUUCACCUUAAAAGGAACCUCUUAUCCCGAAGAAUAGCUUUCAAACAGAGUGGUUCUUUCAGAUUAAACCAGCAGAUUAAAAGACGAUAUAAUCUGUUGGGUAUAGGUAAAAGGAGCAAGUCUGACUCCAGCUUAAAGCACAACAUUAGGGCUGGGUUCAGUCAGGGUGAUUUAUCACAGGUCAAAGCUUUACAAACGGAAGGUGAUGUUAACACUUUAUGCAAAGCUGCUUCAGAAAUGCAAGCACUUAAUCCAGAUGGAAUGAAUGAAUGUUCUUCCGUCACCCCAGGGCCCGAGCAUUCUCCAAAGAAAGCUGUUGAUGUCCAGAAGACUCUGCAUCCUUAUACUCACUGUGGAUGUACUUUGCCAAACACAGAAGGUCUACAGUUGGGCGUUGACACAGUCCGUGCUGAAGAGCAUAAAUUUGAUUGUCAAAUAUGUGGCUAUUCUUGUGUAACCAGAGAGGACCUUGAACUGCACUGCCAAAAGAACAGCCAUCGUAUAGGUGAUGGCAGGAUAAAUUGUACCCAGUGUUCAUUUGUUGCCCUAAAUGACAUAAGCCUGGGGAAACACGUAAGUGAUAAGCACAGUAUGUCCCACUACUGUGUUACUUGCCACCAGUAUUUUCUAACAGAAGAAGAAAUGGCAGCUCACAACACAACUGAACAACAUAUUAACUUAUUACCUCAAGAACAUACUGUUUGGCCACUGAACAGUGACUUGAGUUUGCAAACAGCAUCUGUUCCUGAAGUAGAAUCAAGUGUUCUUCCAAAGGUCAUAGAACUUAAACUACAACAAGAAAUCCCCAAGCCAUCUGUGACACACCCUGGUAAUGAGUUCAAGGAGUCGGUCCUGAGCAGAGCUGGAUUUCAGUGUAAAAAGUGUUUUUAUAAAACAAGAUCAUCUUCUGUUCUUACAAGACAUAUAAAACUUCGACAUGCACAGGAAUAUCAUUUCCUUUGUAAGGCAUGUAACCUUUAUUCAUUGAGCAAAGAAGGAAUGGAAAAGCACAUCAAAAGAAGUAAACACCUUGAAAAUGCUAGAAAACAUAAUAUUGGUUUGCGCUUUGAGGAAUGUAUUGAAAGGGUAUGUGUAGGUGCAAAUGAUGGUAAAAAAGUGGCAGAGCCUUCAGUUUAUGGGAGUUUAAAGAAUGUAGCUGGAAAUGAAAGUAUACACGUUCCCUUCUCCACAUUGGAGAAUGUAUCAGUAAAUAAGGAGAUGUUUCCAUUAAGUGAAGGCAUUAAAGGCAGUGAGUCGGGAUUGGGUAGUAUACAGAAGAGAGGGAGACCUAAAGGUACUAUUUCUCGAACAUGCCCACAUUGUGGUUUAUUGGCAUCCAGCGUUACAAAUUUGACUGUUCACAUUCGACGAAAGCAUAGUCACCAGUACAGCUAUUUAUGUAAAAUAUGCAAUUAUUAUACUGUUACUAAAGGUGACAUGGAACGGCACUGUGCUACAAAGAAGCAUAAAGGCCGUUUGGAAGUUAAUGGUGGGGAAAAGUUAGAGAUCAUUGUUUGCCCAGAAGGAGGUAACAUUGAAGCCAGCAUCAAGAAGAUAAAUAGUCUGAGAGGUACUUUGAAUGAACCUUUUGAGCAUGGCAAUCAGUCUCCACCUUUGGACAAUAGUAUUUCGGGAAGCCAGGGAGAUGAUCACAGUAGUACAGUGCAAGUCCAAGUUGGAAAUGCAGUUCACCUUUCUGACAGAGACAGGAACUCUUCAGAAGUAAAAGAGUAUAUAAAUGCAGAGCCAGGUAACAUUAGUCAAGACAGAGAUUCAUUGAUUCAAGCAAGAUUUGCAAGUGCAAGCGAUAACAAGUGUGCUCAUUGCAACUUCGUUGCACAUUCUUUUUCUUCUCUGGAAGUGCAUAUAAAACGUAAACACACUAAAGAAUUCGAAUACUAUUGCAUGGCCUGCGACUAUUAUGCAGUUACUCGCCGUGAGAUGAUGAGGCAUGCUACAACGGAGAAGCAUAAAAUUAAAAGACAAUCAUAUAUAGGUGCAUCUUCUGGAGAGGAGAUGGAUGAAUCUAACAUUGCCAAAGAAACUGCUGUUGUGUCUCAAGAAGAACAGCACCCCUCAGAAGAAUUUCAGAUUAUACUGGGUGAUACAGAGUAUAAAAACAUUGAAGGGAAAAGUCUAGAAGAGCAGGCCACUCAAAAAGCAAAGGACAUACCUAAUUAUUUAGCUUCAGAAGAUAGUACCACUUCAAAAAUUUGUAAAGAAGGUUCAGUCUUUGAUGCUGAGACUGAAGAUGGAGCUGAAAAUGGUAGAGAGAAUGCAGGUAAACACACUGUUCACGAAGACGAAGGUGUUAAAAUUAAUGAGAUGAUCACAUUUAAAGAAAAAGAUGAUUGUGUUCUGCAGGAAAAUACAGGUGAUAAAGAAACAGUCCAGGGGCAUUUUCAUUUUACAGCAGAAACUGGAAACAAGAACAGAGCUUUUGACAAAAAUCCCCUUAAUUCAAAUGUGAUAGACAAUAAGAACACCUUUGAGGAAGACAUUGGAAAAGGACAUGAAAGUACUGAGGUAUCUGCUGAGGAAGUGAAAACAGAUAAAACCCAUUUGCCUAUACUUUCAGAAACAUGUAGCAUACUAAAGCAGCAAACAAUGGAUGAAAAUACUGAAAGAACUAUCCAAAAUAUGCAUAAUUUAGAGGAACAGGAACGCAUCCAGCAAAAGUCUGCUGUAAUGGAAGAGGAUACCCUAAUACAUGCACAACAGGAAGCUGAAGCAUCUUUAAAUAAUAUUUGGGGUUCAGCUAGUUUAAUAGUGGAAGGUGUGCAAGAAAGUAAUGAAGGUUUGGAGGCUUUCACCAGUGCUGGCAGCAGGGUCAAAGAGGGUCAGUUUGAUUCCUCUAUAGUGAAGCUAAAAAGCCAGGAAGAUUGUUUUGAGCCAGUCGUCAUUGCUGAGGGACAGAGUCCAAGUGGCCCUAAGGUCAGUGACAGAGCCAUGAAAACGGAUGUCCCACAGGGUGGUGGGAAGAAGAAGAAAGCGGAAGGACAUUCUGCUGGGGAAUCUCCUCGUAUACGCUGUGAUGACUGUGGUUUUUUAGCAGAUGGUUUGAGUGGAUUAAAUGUUCACAUAGCCAUGAAGCAUCCUUCAAAAGAGAAGCAUUUUCACUGCUUGCUGUGUGGGAAGUCAUUUUACACUGAAAGCAAUCUCCACCAGCACCUGGCUAGUGCUGGCCACAUGAGAAAUGAACAAGCAAGUGUUGAAGAACUGCCGGAAGGGGGUGCCACUUUUAAAUGUGUUAAGUGCACAGAGCCUUUUGAUUCUGAACAAAAUUUAUUUCUCCACAUCAAAGAACAACACGAAGAACUGCUCCGGGAAGUCAAUAAGUACAUCGUUGAAGAUACUGAACAAAUUAACCGAGAGAGAGAAGAAAACAAAGGCAAUAUUUGCAAAUAUUGUGGGAAGAUGUGCAGAAGCAGUAAUUCCAUGGCCUUUCUAGCUCAUAUUCGUACUCAUACAGGAUCAAAGCCAUUCAAGUGCAAGAUUUGCCACUUUGCAACAGCUCAGCUAGGAGAUGCCAGAAACCAUGUCAAGAGGCACCUUGGGAUGAGGGAAUACAAGUGUCAUGUCUGUGGGGUGGCAUUUGUCAUGAAGAAACACUUGAAUACUCAUUUACUGGGGAAACAUGGAGUUGGUACACCAAAAGAAAGGAAAUUUACAUGCCCUUUGUGUGACAGAAGUUUUACAGAGAAGUGGGCAAUGAACAACCAUAUGAAACUCCACACAGGAGAAAAGCCAUACAAGUGUACAUGGCCCACGUGCCAUUAUUCCUUCCUCACAGCAUCAGCCAUGAAAGAUCACUACAGGACACACACAGGCGAGAAGUCAUUCCUCUGUGACCUUUGUGGCUUUGCUGGCGGGACACGUCAUGCCCUCACCAAGCAUCGGAGGCAGCACACAGGAGAGAAACCAUUCAAAUGUGAUGAAUGCAACUUUGCUUCCACAACCCAGUCCCAUCUGACACGGCACAAGCGUGUCCAUACUGGAGAAAAACCCUACAGAUGCCCUUGGUGUGACUACAGAUGCUCUGGUGUCUGUUAGAAUUCUCUGUGGAUGGACUCCUGAUCUGAACUGCCUUUUCAGAUCAGCUGCAGUUUUGGAAAAAAAAAAUCUUGGUUGAGUUGCAGCCAUGACACUAAAGAAGAAAAUCCCCCUAAGAAUUAAACCAGCUCGUUGUCCACUAAGUAUUUUAAAUUGAAGCACCUGCCUGUCACUUCAGUAACACUGAUUCUGGUUUAUUUGCUACAGGGUUGGUUUUUUUUCCUUGUGGUUGCAGGGAAAAUAUUCUUCAUGAUUCAUAGCCAGGAAUGGAUAUUCUUUUCUUAAUUAGGGAAGGGGAUUGAAUGGCUGUGGUUUGCUACCUUUCAAAUGAGAUAUUGAAACACAGCUUGUCCUUUAUGGAUGUUAGAGGUUACUUCUUGCAUGAAUGGAAAUUUUAAUCCCAGUGUAUUCUUGCUAAUCUCACAUUAAUAUUUGUACCUUUGUCUUGUUUUAAAUCUACCCAGGAAGGUUCAUUGUAAUGUUGCAUCACAGAGACUAAAGCCUUCACUCCCACUCUCCCAUUUUCAGUGUGACAGUAAACUGGAUUAUUAUUAAGAUUACUGUUCUCAUUUGUUGUGUAUCUCCUGUUAAUAUGGCUGGAGAAAAGAAGUUGGCAGGAAAUUUGUUGGUUGCUGUAGAAUUUAACCUAUCCUAAGUGAAAGUAGAGCCAGCUUUUCAGUAUGUAUUUUGCAUGCUGCAAUGAAAUUUUGGCAUUGUAAAAUCUCACUUCAGGCAUAACAUUGACUUGUUUUAAGUCACCAAUAUACCUUUAUUAAACAGCUACUAAUUCUACAACAGCAGCGUUACACAGUUUGCCAACUUCCCAUUGAUUUGUUUUGUUUCGUCUUGUUCGUCUGUUCGGCAAAAUAGCAGAAGGAAGGGAGCAGAAUCAAGGAUUUUUAGAAAAUUUUCCACAACAAUAGAUAAGAAAUUAAUCAGCCAGACCUGCAAAUUGCAUUAAUUUUAUAAAUGCACCUUUCUUUAAAAAAAAACCCAAAAAACAAGUCACAUGUGAAGGAUAUCCUACAAGCCUAAGUAUAAAUGGCAUGCAUUUUUAAUAUAAUUAUGUAAACUAAAAUACAAUAUUUUACAUUUAUUAUGCAUAAUAAACUAAUUAAACAAUGCUUGGUAAGGGAUUUUAGCCUCUGACAUCAAGUGCGGAAGGAUUCAUUGUGUGGAUUCAGCAGCACCAGCAUUCUGACUAAGGUAGAGUGACUCUACUGAGACCACUUUUCUCAUUUUGGACAGCUUCCCUAGGGAAUUCAUAGUUCCUUUUUAUUUUCUUUCUGCUCAUAUUUGUAAAAUAAGGACCCAUUUAUAAUAUGCUCUAGUAUGUGCUACAAUGUAAUUAAGAUCAGAACCAGGAUGUAGGUGUUCCUUUCAAACUAAAUAAUCUAUCAGAUACUUUGAUACCUCAGCAAAUGCAGUACUGCCUGUUGUUUCUUAGUCUAGCAGAGCAAAUGUUCCAAGUUGCUGAUUAUGCAAUUAUUGCUGUGUUUGCAUAAUUCUUCAUCAGAAGCGCACACACAAAACUACUAAUUUUCACGGGGGGACCAUAUGAAAUGGACAGUGCCGAAAAAUGUGUGUUGUUAAUCUCCAUAAUUAGCUAUUUAACAUGUAAUGGCAGCUUGGAUAACAUCUCACCUUGUUUACAAAAAAAUGGGAGACUACCAACCUCCACUUCUUUACAAAACAGUGUAAGUUUAUCAACUCCUAGGCAGGAUGUUGUAUAAAUGAUUGAGCUCAGGGGCCACUACUUGCUAAUAGAGACUAGUUACUUUGCAACCGCACUGGUGAAGUAGAUGUCAGAGCAAAAUUAAUGGGAAAUGGGUCUCCCACAAUGGGAGACAAACUACUUGAACAUAUUUACACUGAAAUCAAUUGGCUGAUACUUCCAAGUAAUGUGGAAAUUACUUACUAAUUAAUUAUGUAGCUGUAUAUGUAGCUAUAUAGCUCAUUGCUGCACGCCACAGAAAACUGCAAUGCGGAUGAAGAUUCAAAGCACGACAUGUGACAUGAGUGCAGAAAUGUGCAUUUUAGUUCACCCUUUCUGCUGACAGUCCACCUUCAGACUUAUUGCCUCCAUUUGUCAGGCCUAUUAACUAGUAAACUGCCCAAGUAGUUAAACGAUGAGGCAUCUUAUAGAAUCCAUCUCAGAGCUGGGGAUGAGUGAUCACUGGACCUUCAUCAACAAAGAACAAAAGAUUCAGGCAUGUGGGGAGGGGCCAAAGGAGAUACUCUAUUGGGAAAGGAAAUCUGGGGUCUUUUUUCCCUUGGUACUAGUGUUACCAGGAAGUACAAGCACUUGAUACAGGCAUCAGAUGAGAUUAGAGCAAGGUCUAUUUUCUGGUAGAGAUGGUACUCUGUAAGUUUCCCUGGAAGAGAUGGAAGACUUGACAAAAGCAACAGGGAACUGCACCAAGUAGACUGCCAGACAGGCAGACUCAGGGGGCCAGCUUUAACACAGAGCUGAGUUAGCUAGACUGCAUUUUUUGUUUAUUUGUCAUUUGUCCCGUAAUUGCCAUUUUAAAACAUUUAUUGUUUGCACCCUGAAACUGACCAGCCUUUUUGCAUUCUUGAAUUUUUGCUGAAUCCCUAAUGAAUCUUUUACCCCUUUUCACCAAAAUCUGGGCUGUGUCUUUCGGGGGUGAAAUGGGAGCGAAGGCUCACAGAGGUGUGUGCCAUGUUUUUGGCCACAUGAACACUGAUUUAACAGUGCUGAGCAAAGCCGUAAUCCAAGCCGAGCUCUUCUCAGGACACAAGAGGUCUGUAAUGAAUUCAAGUACAUGAGACCCAAGCAGGGUCCUUGGUCAGUUAUUCCCAAGGAAACAAGAGAACUCAGGGAUGGAAGAGACUAGAUUUGUUUUACCCUUGGAGGUAGUAGCUGGUACCAGUUGGUUGUGCGGCACCAGGCCUUGUGCCCAUAGCUGGGGUGCCUGGUUGUACCAGAUCACUACAGAUGGUGUUCAUGGACUUAAUGCUAUCUGGAAAAGCUUAGGCAAUGGUGAUGCCAAUUAUGGCUUUUAGGCCAGUUGGAGCCUUGAGUGACUACUGGCCUCAGAUACCAAUGCACUAGUUACUUUCAUGCUGGACUAAUGUAAUUCACUUUACAUGAAGCUACCUUUAAAAUAUGUUCAAAAACUUUAACUUUUCAUUUCCAUUUUUGACUUUUCUUCAGCUUCCCUAGGAUGAUAAUUUUAUGGUGGGAGAUAGUGAGAGGGGUUGCACAGAGGAAGAUAAUAAAGUGCAGGGGUUUUAUGUUGUACUUUCUGUUUUGAACAGGGAGAAAACUUAGAUGUAUCAGAACAUCAACUUCUGCAGAGUUCUGAGUUCUCUAUCUUACAUUCUUCUUGCCCUUCUCUCUUAUUUCACAACUUUUACUCGCUACUCUUUUUUGUCACCUAUUAUUGGAGGAAUUAUAUAU
This is a messenger RNA of Varanus komodoensis (Komodo dragon), 8897 nucleotides long. It is a transcript of the gene ZNF407, whose product is annotated as zinc finger protein 407. The transcript has 8 exons. Lineage: Eukaryota; Metazoa; Chordata; Lepidosauria; Squamata; Varanidae. Bases 155 to 5473 code for a protein of 1772 amino acids. Gene Ontology annotation, molecular function: zinc ion binding; nucleic acid binding. The record is from RefSeq and is a predicted model, not a curated record. Gene Ontology annotation, cellular component: nucleus. Gene Ontology annotation, biological process: regulation of gene expression.